AUGAAGGUCACUGAACGGACAAAUUCUGACGUUCAGAUCAUCCUCUAUCUCUUCGUCACGGUGACCUCAAAGCCACAGACACGUAGGUGGGGCCACGGCCCCCCUGCUGCUACAGCCCCCCCCCCCCCCCCAGCCAGACUAAAGCAUCCUGACACGUUAGCUUCUCCGGUUUGCCUCCCACCAGGUCUGUCCAAGUCUCUGGGCCUCAUCGAGGGCUUUGGCGGUCGGGGUAAAGGCGGCCUUCCCGCCACUCUGUCGCCGGCCGAGGACAGCGACGCUAAAAACCUGAGGGAGAAGUACGGCUACAACGCCUACCUCAGUGACCGGAUCUCCCUGGAUCGGACCAUUCCGGACCACCGGCCUGGAAAAUGCCGAAAGGUCGGCUAUCCGAGAGAUCUCCCCCAGAUCUCCCUCAUCUUCAUCUUCGUGAACGAGGCUCUGUCGGUGAUCCUGCGCUCAGUCCACUCGGCUGUCAAUCACACGCCGGCUCACUUGCUCAAAGAAAUCAUCCUGGUGGACGACAACAGCGAUGACGAGCAGCUGAAAGGGCCGCUGGAGGAGUACGUGAACAAGCGCUACCCCGGCCUGGUGAAGAUCGUCAGGAACCAGAAGAGGGAGGGACUCAUCCGAGCCAGGAUCGAGGGCUGGAAGGUGGCCACCGCCGAGGUGACGGGCUUCUUCGACGCCCACGUGGAGUUCACGCCGUCCUGGGCCGAGCCGGUCCUGGCCAGAAUAAAGGACGACCACAAGAGGAUCAUCCUGCCCUCCAUCGACAACAUCAAGCACGACACGUUCGAGGUGGAGCGCUACGAGAACUCGGGCCACGGCUACAACUGGGAGCUGUGGUGCAUGUACAUCAACCCGCCCAAACAGUGGUGGGAUGAGGGGGACAUAUCCGCUCCUAUCAGGACUCCCGCCAUGAUCGGCUGCUCCUUCGUGGCCAACCGCGAUUUGCAAACUACUGAGCUCUUUUUAGUGCUGAUGGUAAGACUCCUUGCCCUUCUGCAGAGCCACGGUAUUGAUUACGGGGAUAUCUCUCAGAGGGUCGAGCUGAGGAAGAGUCUACAGUGUAAGAGCUUUGAGUGGUACCUCGACAAUGUUUACCCAGAGAUGAGGAGGUACAACGACACGCUGUACUACGGCGAGAUCCGUAAUUCUAAAGCGAGCCACCUGUGUGUGGAUCAGGGCAUGAAGGAGAACCACACGGCCACCCUGCACCCUUGCCACGGAUGGGGUCCUCAGUUGGGACGUUACACCAAAGAGGGUCAGCUGUUCCUGGGCCCUCUGGGCAGCACCGGGGACGACACUCGCUGUGUGGUGGACGAUCAGAUCAGCAGCUUUCCUCAGCUCCUCAACUGUGACAAGUUGACCAACGUGAAGCAGAAGACCUGGCAUUUCUCUCAGAAUGAAUCGUUGAUAAAUCGCGCCACGGGACGCUGCCUGGAGGUGGUACCGGCCAACGUUUACUUCGGCCACCUGCUCGUGCUGCAGCCCUGCUCCGGGCAGAGGUGGACCAUCAAGAACACCAUGAAGCAGUAGUCAACUCGCCCAUUUCACUGGGACCAGUGACACCGGAGGACAUUUUCAGAGACUGUCUUCUGACCUCGGCUCAGACAAGGAACAACUGAUGGGGGGGAACAGGCUCUCUCCUCUUCUCAAUAAAAAAGACAGAGGUGGUUUGAAGGAGAUUUGAGCGGUCAACAUCUCAGUCAUACGAGGGUUGUGAAGAAUGUUUUCACAAAGUAGACAUUUAAACGAUGCAAAUGUAUCAUAAGGACUGAACUUAACAGACUUUCCAUGUGACAUUGCCAUGAUUCCUCUGCUACGUCUCCACCAUGUUUUUAGGUGUAACGAUGGCGAUGUAAUUAGCCCAAACUAUGUUCUGUCCUAUGUAGAGGCGGGAGGAGGAGUGACCAUCUUCACUCUUCAAAUGUUUCUGCAUCAUUU
Molecule: messenger RNA, 1947 nt
Organism: Gasterosteus aculeatus aculeatus (three-spined stickleback)
Lineage: Eukaryota; Metazoa; Chordata; Actinopteri; Perciformes; Gasterosteidae
Source: RefSeq, a predicted model, not a curated record